GUCGGACGGAACCAUGCGGUCAGAAAAAGAGCUGUGGAAAUGUAUAAGAUAGGUAGGUGCGCCUGGCUCCGGUGCUACUCUAAUUCAUAAAGCUUCACCUCGAGAUUACCACUAGAUCCCACACUAAAUCAUAUCCAACACCCUACACCUGCACAAUGACCGACUACAAAUUCGAAGGAUGGUGCGGCCACGGCCCUGAGUCCGCUAAGGGCAAGAUGAAGUGGGAGGAGUACACACCUAAGACCUUCACCGAUGAUGACGUCGACAUCAAGAUCUCCCACUGCGGUAUCUGCGGUUCUGACAUCCACACUCUCCGCUCUGGCUGGUACCCCACACCGUACCCCUGCGUUGUCGGCCAUGAAAUCAUCGGUAAGGCCGUCAAGGUUGGAAAGAACGUCAAGCACGUGAAGGAGGGCGACCGUGUCGGCGUUGGUGCGCAAGCAGCUUCUUGCUUGAAGCCUGACUGCCCUCAGUGCUCUGAUGGCUUCGAGAAUCACUGCGGCAACAUGGCUGCUACAUACGGCGGCUUUUUCCCUGGCGGCAAAGAGAAGACAUACGGUGGUUACGCAAACUACAACCGCACACCGGGACACUUCGUCUUCAAGAUCCCCGAGCAGAUCUCCAGCGAACAUGCCGCACCCAUUAUGUGCGGUGGUAUCACCCUCUACAGCCCGCUUAAGACAUACAACGCAACGGGCAAGAACGUUGGUAUCAUCGGUCUUGGAGGACUGGGUCACUUCGGUGUUCUCUUCGCAAAAGCUCUGGGCGCAAAGAGUGUAACCGUCAUCUCGCGCUCGCACGCAAAGGAGGACGAUGCGAGGAAGCUCGGCGCCGACAACUUCAUCGCUACCGGCGAUGAGGACUGGGACCAGGGCAAGAACGCUUCCUCUCUCGACCUGAUUGUCUCGACCGUCUCGUCCGACAAUAUGCCUCUGCCUGGCUACCUCAACCUGCUCAAGUUCCGUGGUACCUUCGUCCAGGUCGGUGCGCCUGAGGACCCGCUGCCUUCUUUCCAGGCUUUUGCUCUCAUUCAGAAGGCUAUUCACAUCACUGGUUCAGCUAUCGGUGCACCUCACGAGAUUGUGGAGAUGCUGAACCUUGUUGCGGAGAAGGGCAUCAAGCCCUGGACACAGCUUGUUCCUCUAAAGGAGGCCAAUCAGGCGCUUGUUGACUUUGAGGCUGGUAAGCCCAGGUUCAGGUUUGUUCUCAAGAACGAGAACUAC
Molecule: messenger RNA, 1223 nt
Organism: Macroventuria anomochaeta
Lineage: Eukaryota; Fungi; Ascomycota; Dothideomycetes; Pleosporales; Didymellaceae
Product: cinnamyl-alcohol dehydrogenase 1
Exons: 1
Biological process (GO): alcohol metabolic process
Molecular function (GO): alcohol dehydrogenase (NADP+) activity; zinc ion binding
Source: RefSeq, a predicted model, not a curated record